AAAUAAAACAUGGUUUCAUUUAGAUCUCACUGUUUGGUAAACAUUUCGAAAAUACAUUUAUAUGAUUGCGAAUUUGUUGUAGUUGCUUAAGGAGUCCGUAAAAUGCCUUUCAAACUGAAACUCAAGAAAUCUAGGCAGUACAAUGUUGUAUCAAAAUCGCUUUUUGUUAUAUCUGUUGAAAUCCUCGACGGUACAAUAGUAGAAUGCACCCUGUCUUCCGAUAGUACUGGCCAAGAUUGUUUGGAUAUUGUGUGCCAGAAGCUUGGAUUAAAUCAGUCAAAAUUUUUCGGACUGCAAUAUGUAAGCCGUCAUAGUGAAAAUGAUCCUUGUUGGCUAGAAUUGGAUCGACCCAUAAAACGUCAACUUGAUAAAUAUGCUAGAGGGUUAAGUGUGUACCUGAGGGUAAUGUAUUAUGUUAUUUCCGGAGUUCGACUGAUAAACGAUGAAGUUACCAGAUACCAUUAUUUCUUACAAUUAAAGCAAGAUAUUAUAGAAGGAAGAAUUUCUUGCACACCUCAACAAGCUGUAGAGCUGGCAAGCUACUCCAUGCAAGCGGAAUUUGGGAAUUUUGAUGCUGAAAGGCACACUUCACAUUAUUUGAAGGAUUUUCAACUUUUUCCGAAG
Leptinotarsa decemlineata (Colorado potato beetle) is the source of this 624-nucleotide messenger RNA. RefSeq names its product protein tyrosine phosphatase non-receptor pez (gene Pez). Gene Ontology annotation, biological process: protein dephosphorylation. The record is from RefSeq and is a predicted model, not a curated record. Lineage: Eukaryota; Metazoa; Arthropoda; Insecta; Coleoptera; Chrysomelidae. Gene Ontology annotation, cellular component: cytoskeleton. Gene Ontology annotation, molecular function: cytoskeletal protein binding; protein tyrosine phosphatase activity.